AUGUCGCGUCGCCAGCACCCGCGCCCGCGCCUUCAUUCGCGAAUCCGUUCGCAGGCCGCAGCGGAGCCCCCGCCGCCGCCCGAGCCGGCACCUCCAGCGGAACCCGACAACCAACCUCCGUCCGACGAGGAACCAGAGCCCGGCAACUGGCGCGCAUCCAGACCUCCAUCCCCACCGCAACGACCCGAUGAUGUCUCGGAAGGCUCCGAAGCCACAACGCGUCCCGGAAGACCAGAACCGGCGAGUCGAUACGCCAACCUCAACUACUGGAAAGCGAGACGCGUGACAUUUUAUCGCAAUGGCGACCCGUUCCACCCGGGAGUGGAAUUCCGUUUUAAACCUGGUCGGGAUCUGGUUUCUAUGGACGCGUUGUUGGAUCGGUUGUCAGAGAGGCUGGAGCUGCCGAGAGGGGCCAGGUUCAUCUUCGGCAUGGACGGAGACAGGAAGUACAGGCUGGAGGAGCUGGAGGAUGGCGCCUCGUACGUCGUGUCUUCCUACAAAACUUUUAAGGCGGCAAGUUACGGCAAGAAGAACGGCAUGUGGUACGGAGGCACCGCCGGCGGCGCCACGGGGGGCUGGUCCAGGGCUGGCACCCGCAAGCAAUCCGUGGCAGAGUCCGACGCUCCCCCACCGGGGGGCGGCAAGCCGGCCAGUGGAAGAGUCAUCAGGAUCAUCAAUAAUAUGGACCAUUCUAUACAGUGUCGUGUUUUGCUGAAUCUGCGGACUACACAACCCUUCGAAGAGGUUCUGGAAGAUUUGGGUCAAGUGCUCAAAAUGAAUGGCGCUAAAAGGAUGUACACCAUAACAGGACAAGAGGUCCGAAGUUUCUCCCAACUGCGCAACGAGUUCGCUGACGUGGAGACGUUCUACCUGGGCUCGGUGAUCGUGGCGCCCGCCCUCACGCCCGGCGUCAGCGCCCCGCUGCCUGUCGAAUCUCCUAUAAGAAGGUCUAGAUCAAGAGGUAAUGUGGCCGCGGCUGUGCCAUCCGAGGACCUGCGUGGAAGAAGAGCAAGGAGCAAAAGCAGACCCCGGGUACUGUACGCCCCUGAGGGAGAGAUCGUCCGGAAUUCAGACUACACAUUGCUUGAAGUCCUGAAGGAAGAGCCGAUCCGUGUCACGAUUCGCGGACUCCGGCGCACCUUCUACCCGCCCAUACACCACGCGCCGAUCGACAACGCGCCGCCUGAGAAGAAGAUGCAACUAGAUUGGGUGUACGGGUACCGCGGCAUAGACUCCCGCCGCAACCUGUGGGUGCUGCCCACCGGAGAACUGCUGUACUACGUGUCCGCCGUGGCCGUCAUGUACGACCGGGACGAGGACUCCCAGAGACACUACAUUGGGCACACUGAAGACAUACAGUGUAUGGAGCUCCACCCUUCCCGGGAGUUGGUAGCAAGCGGUCAGAAGGCGGGCAGAGGGCGACGUGCGCAAGCGCAUGUCCGUAUUUGGAGCACUGACACUUUGCAGACUUUACAUGUCUUUGGAAUGGCCGAGUUCGAAGCUGGGGUCUCGGCUGUCGCUUUCUCGCAAUUGAACGGUGGUAGUUACGUGCUAGCAGUGGACGCUGGUAGAGAGAGCAUACUGUCUGUGUGGCAGUGGCAGUGGGGACACUUGCUGGGGAAAGUGGCGACAUUGCAAGAAGAGUUGACUGGCGCAGCCUUCCACCCACUAGACGACAAUUUGUUAAUAACUCACGGAAAAGGACAUCUCACAUUUUGGAAUCGCAGAAAAGACGGAUUUUUCGAGCGAACAGAUAUUAUCAAACCGCCAUCUCGUACCCACGUGACGGCUCUGCAGUUCGAACAAGAUGGCGACGUUGUAACAGCUGAUAGCGACGGAUUCAUUACCAUUUACAGCGUCGAUAGUGAUGGGGCAUAUUUCGUACGCAUGGAAUUCGAGGCUCAUAUUAAAGGAAUAAGUUCAUUGGUGAUGCUGUCUGAAGGUACUUUGAUAUCUGGAGGAGAGAAGGAUAGGAAGAUCGCUGCCUGGGAUUCGCUGCAAAACUAUAAGAAAAUUACUGAUACAAAGCUGCCUGAGUCCGCUGGCGGUGUCCGCAGCAUAUAUCCCCAAAGACCUGGCAGAAACGAUGGCAACUUGUACGUUGGUACUACACGGAACAACAUCAUGGAGGGUUCACUUCAGAGGCGAUUUAAUCAGGUGGUGUUUGGUCAUCAUAAACAGCUAAUGGGUUUGGCUGUCCACCCUGAUGAUGAAAUGUUCGCAACUGCCGGCCACGACAAAAAUAUCGCGUUGUGGAAGGGGCACAAAUUGGUGUUUGCUACUCAGGUGGGAUACGAAUGCGUGUCAUUGUCGUGGCACCCAGGGGGCGGAGCACUAGCUGCUGGCAGUACAGAAGGCCACCUGGUGAUCCUGAACGCCGACGCAGGCGCACACGUCGCCACACUCAGAGUCUGCGGCUCCCCGCUCAACUGCUUGCAAUACAACUCUGCUGGAGACACCCUCGCUAUUGGCUCACAGAACGGCAGCAUCUACCUGUUCCGUGUCUCCCGAGACGGGUUCUCGUACAAGAAAUCCAACAAGAUCCGUGGCGCCCAGCCGUUGGUGCAGUUGGACUGGAGUCUCGACGGGAAUUACUUGCAGACUGUUACUGCUGAUUAUGAUCUGGCUUUCUGGGACAUAAAAUCUUUAUCACCUGAAAAGAGUCCAAUAGCAAUGAAAGAUGUCAAAUGGUCAACAUACAACUCUACAGUAGGAUUCCUGGUUUCAGGAAUGUGGAACAACCGGUUCUAUCCGAUGACUACCCUCAUUUCAACUGCCAGUCGGUCUGCUGCUCAUGAUCUCUUGAUCAGUGGGGAUACUGAUGGACAUCUGCGUUUAUUUAGAUACCCAUGCGCCAGCCCAAAGGCAGAAUACAACGAGAUGAAAGUAUACAGCGGUGCCAUAUCAAGCGCUCGGUUCCUCUUCAACGACCGCUGCCUCGUGACCGCGGGCGGCACCGACGCGUCCCUCAUGCUGUGGGAGCUGGUCGACGACUAACAUUACGCCGCGCCGGGGCCGCGCCCGCCGGCCGUCGUGGUCGCUCCCCCCACCCCCUCCCCGCCGCCCCUCGCGCGUACCACAUUCCGAGUACUCGACUUCGAAGAACUCGAUUGAACCGACGACGAUACUCGCCGGCAUCACUACUCUUUAGACACGUUCGACACUUGAAACGAUUACAGCACUAUUGUACCAAUGUUUCGUUCGAUUUUUGAAAAUGGAUUAAUAAAAAUUAAAACAAAUUAAAAUUAUUAGGUAUUUCAGUACCUACAUUAUUCACUGCCAUUGUUAACUUGCAUAAAGUAAUAAUUGUAGGGUAGGUACUUAUCACGUAUAAAUUUAUGAUUCGGCUUAAAAUUGGAUAAUUUAUUCCUGAAACGUUAUGGAGGAAUACGGAUAGGAAAUGAGAUGUGAUUGGUAUUUUUGGUGCUGAAUAUGAACUUGUAUAGGAGAUAUUAUGAGAAACGAUUUAUUAUUAAGUAUUUAUGUAUUUUUAGUUUUUCUUUUAUGUUGCCCAAUAUAGAUAAUUUUUAAAAUAAGUAGGUAUGCUUGUUUUUAAAUUAGAAUUAUAAAAGUUUGAUGCAUAUUCAUAUAUCAUAAUAAUAAAAAAACAAAACUUAACUUAAAUAAAUAUAUAUAGACAAUAGAUUCUUUUUUUGACUUUACAAAUUGUUAAAUACGUAUUUAUGUCA
This is a messenger RNA of Amyelois transitella, 3689 nucleotides long. It is a transcript of the gene DCX-EMAP, whose product is annotated as echinoderm microtubule-associated protein-like CG42247. Gene Ontology annotation, cellular component: mitotic spindle. Gene Ontology annotation, biological process: microtubule cytoskeleton organization; intracellular signal transduction. NCBI's taxonomy places the organism in Eukaryota, Metazoa, Arthropoda, Insecta, Lepidoptera, Pyralidae. The coding region runs from base 1 to 2997 and encodes 998 amino acids. The transcript has 19 exons. The record is from RefSeq and is a predicted model, not a curated record. Gene Ontology annotation, molecular function: microtubule binding.